AUUUCACGAAGUAAACCGAUUCCCAUGCAAGUGUCGGAUAUAUUUGAAUAUCUGUAGCGUCUUAUAUCUUAUUACUACUCGCCAUACGACAAUAACUUAAUCGUGAAGUGAUAACCGCGAAAUAAAAUUUGUAGUGCCGGUGAAAAAAAUUUCGCGAAACCAAAAUGAAUACGUUCAAAUGCGGAAAGACCACUUAUUCCAGACAAGACGAUGAAGAGGCGAUAAAGACUUUCGAACAGUCUAUGGCACACGGAGCUUCAGAAUUUGGGUUAUCUAUGGCAAAAUUAUUGUACAAAGAGGAGGCCGAAAAAAAUGUGCUGUUUUCCCCCAUCAACAUUUACUCAGCUUUAGCCUUAGUGCUGUUGGGGUCUGAUGGCGAAACUUUUGAAGAAAUAGCUGCAUUAAUGGGACUACAAGGAAGAAGAAAAAAUGACGAAGAAACGAGCAAAACUCAUGAAAUUUUAGGCCGAGUAAUGGAAGCGAUAGAAAACACGGCGGAUAGGAUUAUCAGAUUACGCGAAGGGGGUGAAAAGAACAUGAAAAGUAUCAUUAAUAUCACAAACGGCGUAUUUGUACAAGAUGAUGUCAAUUUUGUUAAAUCGUAUGUCACCCAAGCUCGAUCAUUCUACAAAAGCAAAAUUUCCAACGUCGAUUUUCGUCAAAACCCAUCCAAAGCUACCGAUAUCAUAAACGAAUUCAUUUCGGAAAGUACUCAAAAAAGAAUACCCCAGUUAUUUAAACAACCGGUUGAUAGUGAUACGCGUAUUAUUCUCGCAUCUUGCGUAUACUUCAAAGCAACAUGGGAUGAACAAUUCCACAAAGGUGCAACAAAAGAUGAAAAUUUCUACACCGGAUCCGAUAAUACGUUGGUAAAAAUGAUGCAUUUCGAAAAAGAAAUACCAUACGUUGAUCUGCCUGAUUUGCAUCUGGAAGCAGUGCGUUUGAAAUACGAAGGCAAUGACGUAUCCAUGAUUGUGAUCCUUCCCAAACCUGAAAAAACAUUAGGCGAUUUGAUUUCAUCAUUACGAGUCGAAGAUUUACAACAGAUCGUCGAUCAUCGGGGGUUCGCGAACGUUGAUUUGAAAUUACCUCGCAUGAGGUUCAAAUGGGAAUCGGAUAUGAACAACUAUCUCGUCCAACUUGGCUUGAAGAAAGUUUUCAGCGAUCAAUGUGAAUUAAAUAAUAUGGUAUCGGAUCCUUCUUUGAAAAUUUCCAACGUUACUCAUGCAGCAGAAAUUGAAGUCGAUGAAAAUGGAACUGAAGCGAGUGCUGUGACUGCGGUGCGAUAUAUGCUGAUGUGCUAUAGGGAACCUGAAAAACCAAAACAAUUCCACGUUAAUCGACCGUUUUUAUUCUACAUUUAUCACCAAAAAACCAAAACUAUAUUAUUUUUGGGAGCAGUUCAUAAUCCUCAAACAGCAUAGAAAUAAGUUUGACUUCUAAGCUGCCAAGUUUCAUUCACUUUAAUCGAGCACCAACCUAUGUACUACUUUAAAAUUGGUGUGAAUAUGUGUAUUGUGUACCUACUUGAUAAAGAAAUGAAAAAAAAUCAACUUGUCAGGUUAAUUUUUUGAAAAUUUCGGCUCCCAAAACUAUACGCUUUUAAAAGUGCAGAUUCCAAAAUGCGCUCAAAACCUCGAAAGAGUCGAUUAAGAAAAGACGAUUCACAGAGUUGUAUAGCUGGCCAAGUACAUUUUCCGACCAUUUUCGAGCGAUUUUUUGAUAACUCUGGGCCCAAAAAACAUCCUUAUUAUUACGGAUUCACAGAUUCAAAAUCACGGGUUCAAGAACCAAGAAAUUCGACUUGUGACUUGAAAAAACGUUUUCCAGAAUAUUGCAGCUGCCCGAUGACAUUUUCGACCAUUUUUGGAAAACUUUUUCGAAAAUUUGGGGCCUAAGAAUUCUGACCAGAAAUAAGAAAUUUUCUCCGACUUUGAUUUCUUCAAUUCUUAAAAAAUGUUUCCAACUUGGAAAGGAUUCAAUACAAAGGGAUCAAGAUAGCUCGGGGGCCAAGAGAUAUUUCUACUUUCUACACAUUACUUAAAAAAGAAUGAUCAUUCAGAAAAAUUAGUUCAUUUUAGGAAAACUUGAAUUUUCUGACGUUUUUAAACGGGGGGAGGGGAUAGUACGGCAUAUGACAAUAGGAGUAAUUGCACCGCCCCCCCUCCGCCGAUCCUCCGGGACAACUUUUUUCUUAACGGGGACAUCCUAAGGAACAUUUUAAAGCAAAUUUGCCCCAAAAAAAAGUUGUCCUGACUUACAAAACGGCGGCCAUUUUGAUUGACAGGUCAUUUAAUUCCCUACAAUUUCGUAUAUUUGAAAUUUCCGUAGGACGCUCUGUUUCAAAAGUGUAAGCCUUCAAAGUUGGAUUAACGAGAAUUUUAUGAAAAUUUACUGAAUUUCAAGUUUAACUUUUUUUACUCAAACUUCAAACCUUGCUCCUGUGAAACCGAGCGUCCUACGAAAAUGUCAAAUAUACCAAAAUGUAGAGAAUUGAAUUCUCUUUCUACGUACAGUCAGUCAUCCGAUUUUGCUAGGACGUACGGUCCGUCCGGCAUAUGCGAAAAACUAAAACACUAAAAAUUUCCUCAUGUUUACUUCAAAGAGCUUUUGUGAGCGUUUGGAAAAAAUUUUUUUUUGGUUCAAACACAUCAAAAUGUUCUUGAAGGAUAGGGCUUUCACCCACAAUAAACAUUUUUUCAAAAUUGUUAGCGGUAUCAUUGUAGCGAGCAUUUUAAAAACGGUGUAACAUCGCGAUUUUUCUGCUCGUUCAAGUAAUUUGCACGCUACUGUAUACAAUACCUCAACCUGGUUGGAAUGCCGCAGAGGAAAUGCUCCGCGACUACCUAAUAGAGAUGCCAAGAGGUGCUUACAUACGUUGGGCUUCAGCGCCGAUGUAUUCCCUAUUGCCAAAUGCCAAUUCACGAAGACCGACUAACUUUUUGCUGAUGGUAGAAUUCUACGAUGCGCAAAAUAAUUUAUUCAACUGGAGAGGAGAAGGUGCUCAACGUUACUUCAAUUUUCUCAACGCUCCUGCAGAAGCAUGCAGAAAUCCGAAUAAUAAUGCUUGGUGGACUUGGUCAAAACCAAAUUAAAAUUGCAUAUCUACUUAUUACAAUUUUUUUCACUUAUUUUAGAAUUUACCGAUUUUGCUUGAUUUUUUUGUGGAACCCGUUCAUCAGGUAUGUAAAUUAAAGAAAAUUCAGAAUCACUUACGAAAAAAUGUGAAUGUUCAAAGCUGCGCUUUUAGACAGAUAGCCCCACUUUCAAAAGUAUGCGAAAUACCAGGGAUAACUAUAACUCAAAAAUUUGAAAAAAAAAAAAUGAAAUACGCGUAAGUUUUACACUCAUUACAAACUAGUGAUAUUUCGUUUAGGAACUCGGAACUAAUCAGGGGUGCAGGAGAUCCACAAUUUUGGUCAAAUUUUGCAGAAAAAAAAUCCUAAAAUCAUGUAAAAUACAUCGUUUGUUACAUUUUCGAGAGUGUUGAUUACGAAUUUUUACUCCAUUUUUCAAUCUCGCGACUCCUCACCCCACCUCCAGAGAGAGCUGAGACUAAAAUUGCGGCGGUUUUUUAACCUACAAUGAGAGGAUCCCACAAAACUUUCUUGAGAAAAAUCGGACGGCCUAAGAUCAUUUUUGGUCCGCGCGUUAAUUUGGAAUAACCCUGUACUUUUUUUUUCAAAAUAUGCAUUUAAAGUUUUUUUCUUUUACGAUUUUACUACUCGUAUAAUACCUAUCUAAUAUUUAUAAUAUUCCACCCAUGAUUCAGUAAUCAUUUUUCAAAAAAUUAACUUUUUAAAAGUAUUCAUACUUACUCGUACAUUAACCAAUUUCUUCAAACAUUGAGUAGAUAUUAAUUUUAAUGAAACUUUUAUAUUUUAAGAACUCUCAUGCAGUUGAGUAUAUUAUAUCAUCAAGUCACAAAUUGUAACCAAUUUUUGAAAAUAAACACGUUGCAUUUUCAUUCA
Molecule: messenger RNA, 3971 nt
Organism: Planococcus citri (citrus mealybug)
Lineage: Eukaryota; Metazoa; Arthropoda; Insecta; Hemiptera; Pseudococcidae
Product: leukocyte elastase inhibitor-like
Exons: 5
Coding region: 165-1424 (419 amino acids)
Molecular function (GO): serine-type endopeptidase inhibitor activity
Source: RefSeq, a predicted model, not a curated record